Messenger RNA from Diaporthe citri, 1521 nucleotides. RefSeq lists its product as uncharacterized. The transcript has 3 exons. The record is from RefSeq and is a predicted model, not a curated record. Gene Ontology annotation, molecular function: hexose transmembrane transporter activity. The coding region runs from base 1 to 1521 and encodes 506 amino acids. NCBI's taxonomy places the organism in Eukaryota, Fungi, Ascomycota, Sordariomycetes, Diaporthales, Diaporthaceae. Gene Ontology annotation, cellular component: membrane. Gene Ontology annotation, biological process: regulation of apoptotic process; monosaccharide transmembrane transport.
AUGCCGAGCUCCGGGGGCCUGGGGCAGUUUGCUCACGAUGUGUCACCGUACCUCAUCCUGCUGAUCUUCAUCGCGACUUUCGGCCCAUUUCAAUUCGGCUAUCAUUUGUCCGAGUUGAAUGCUCCACAGCAUGCCAUCACUUGCGAGGACGACAAAGCCGCGCCCUCCGGCGCCCUCGCCCGCGUCGCGGCCGGCUUAUCGAGCUACACCUUCAGCAAGAAGAAGGAUGGAUGUAAAGGCAUCCCCAUGAACGAGCCGACAUUUGCAAUAGUGUCCUCCAUUUUCACCAUCGGCGGCCUGAUCGGUGCCCUGGCGUCCGGGCCCAUCACCUCUAAGAAGGGCCGCUGGCUGUCCAUACAAAUCACAGCCAUCACCUUCGUCAUCGGAGCCACCAUCGAGGCCCUGGCCGGCGCAGCCUGGGUCAUCGCACUCGGGCGCUUCGUGUCCGGGCUCGGCUCCGGCGCGAGCACCGUCAUCGUCCCGCUCUACAUCUCCGAGGUGGCCCCGCCCGCCGAGAGGGGGUUCUUCGGCGCCUUCACACAGAUCAGUUGCAAUACGGGAAUUCUGACCGCCCAGGUGCUGGGCUACUUCCUGAGCCACGGGUCCGCCUGGCGGUGGAUCCUGGGAAUCAGCGGCAUCAUCGCCGCAGCCCAGAUCCUGCUCACCUUCCUGGUCCCCGAGAGUCCCGCCUGGACGGCGACGGUGAAGGGCGACGUCGUCGCCGGCAGGAAGAUCUUGCAGCGCAUCCGGGGGCGAAAUGUCGACAUCGACGACGAGGUCGCGCUCUGGGGCGCCGGUUCUGGUAAGAACGUCACUGGCGAGGAGACGGGCCUGCUUGAGCCACCAGAGGGAGGUGCCUCGCUUGUCCCGGACAACGAGGAGGUACGGCACAUCGGCGUCAUGCAGGCGCUUAAGGACCCUCUGUACCGGCCUGCUAUGAUCGUGGUCAUGGGGGUCAUGUUCGCCCAGCAGCUGUGCGGAAUCAACUCGAUAGUGAUGUACUCGGUCGCGCUCCUCAACGGCCUGCUGCCCCUGAGCUCCAUCGUCCUCACCAUUCUCGUCUCGGCCGUCAACUUGGUCAUGACCGCGGCGUGCUCGCCGCUUCCGGACAAGUGGGGCCGCAAGACAUGCCUGCUCGUCUCCAUCGUCGGCCAGGGGGCCUCCUCGCUCGUCCUUGCCAUCUCGAUCCUCGCCGGCUUCAAGAUCGUGUCCGCCCUCGCGGUCGCCACUUUCGUGGCCUUCUUCGCCGUCGGCCUGGGCCCGGUGCCGUUCAUCCUCGCGUCCGAACUGGUGGGCCAGGAGGCCGUUGGCGCGACGCAGAGCUGGUGUCUGGCUACUAACUACACGGCUACCUUCCUUGUGGCGCAGUUCUUCCCCAUUAUUAACACGGCGCUGAACAACUGGCUGGGCGGCCGCGGCGGCUGGGUCUACUUCAUCUUCGCGGGCUUUGCCGCGCUCUUUGCCCUGUUCAUCACGGCCAAGGUGCCCGAAACAAAGGGCAAGAAGGACGCGGAUGAGUGA